Molecule: messenger RNA, 1293 nt
Organism: Cololabis saira (Pacific saury)
Lineage: Eukaryota; Metazoa; Chordata; Actinopteri; Beloniformes; Belonidae
Gene: gtf2a1l
Product: general transcription factor IIA, 1-like
Exons: 8
Coding region: 1-1293 (430 amino acids)
Biological process (GO): transcription by RNA polymerase II; transcription initiation at RNA polymerase II promoter
Cellular component (GO): transcription factor TFIIA complex
Source: RefSeq, a predicted model, not a curated record
AUGUGUAACCAACAACCGCAGGCGAAGCUGUACUUGUCCAUAAUCGAUGAUGUGAUGGAGAGCAUGAAGGAGCUGUUCCUGGAUGAAGGGCUGGAGGACAGAGUUCUGGACGACCUGAGACAUCUUUGGGAGUCAAAGGUGGUUCAGUCAAAAGCGAUGGACGACUUCAGAAGGAACAGCCUCAACUCUCCUAACUUUGUGCUCCAGCUGCCUGCCAACUAUGGACAGACUGAGCAGGAACGGGCAGCUGGGAUCUCUACAACUCAGAUUAGCCGCAGUUUACCCAUCAAGAACACUUCAGAGACACUUGCUACCUUCUCCCUCCCUGCUGGGUUGGCGUACCCUGUGCAGAUACCAGCCGGAGUAACUCUACAAACAGCUUCUGGUCAGCUUUACAAAGUCAAUGUUCCUGUUGUGGUUACUCAGGCCCCAGCACUCCAGCAGCCUGCAUCCCAUCCCGCACAGAGACUCCCUGAAUGGAGGGAAGCGCCUGCCUCUCAGCCAGCGUUGGUCCCACCAAAUGCCAUUCUUCCCCGUGAGCCAGAGCCGCCUCGUGUCCCAGCCCCCGCUAUCACACAACCGAGAGCCACUUUACCCCUGAGUCAGGAGAGCAGCCUCCCCCAGCCACAGCUCACACUGGGAGAUAAUGAGCCAGGUCCACCAGCUGAACCUGUGACUGCCUCACCUUGCAAUCAAUUAUUAGACUUCCAGAUAAGGAAAGAGGAGGCUUUGGCGCAGACGGCCCCGAGCCAAGACAUUGACGACAUCUUGAAAGAGGUGAUCGAGGGGGAGAGACAGAAAGUAGAAAGGGCAAGGAGUCAAGCAGCUGGGAACACCGGCAGUCGGUGUGAGGCUGAUCUCCAGUUCGUUUUGGACUACAAUUAUCCUGAACUGUCCGAAAUCGUUCAGCUGGAUGGUCCUGCAGAUAACUCUGAAAAAGAUGCCGAAGUUCCACUGGAAGAGAGUGACUUUCUCGGUUUAAUCAAUGCAGAGGCCAUAAAAGCCUUGCAGGAAGAAGAUGGAAGCAGUGACAAUGACAGCAUCUCCUCCAGCAGCGAAGGCGAGAGAGAUGAACUGGCUCAUGUUGAGGAUGAGGACCCUCUGAAUUCAGGCGAUGACGUUGUUGAGCAGGACAUCCCCGAUCUUUUUGAUACUGACAACGUCAUUGUUUGCCAAUAUGACAAAAUUCACCGCAGCAAGAAUCGCUGGAAAUUUCAUUUGAAAGAUGGGGUGAUGUGUUACGGAGGCAGGGAUUACGUGUUCUCUAAAGCUGUGGGGGAAGCAGAAUGGUAA